CCGGUACCCAGCUCAACUAAUUCCUCGGCCAUAUAUGCCUCUAUGAACAGCAUAGCUCGUUAAACUCCCCUCAUGUCUACUUUCGCCACGCUUUUGUAUCGAGACCUGUCCUCGAAGGUUUUCCUUCCGCCGCAAGCAUCGCCGAUAGCUUCCCCAGCCUUCGCGAACGCGUCGAAGGAUGCUCUCAGGGCAUAUUUCGCUGAACUGAACCCGCCUGUAUCGCUCGCGGAUGCACACGCCUGCCUAGACGCGUUACGUCAGUUUGAGGCGAGCGGUACCUUCACAGGUCCAUCAUACGGGGAGGACGAAGCACUCCGAACAGCCAUCCUCGUCAAGCUCCUAAUUGGACUGUACGUGCAGACCCUGGAAAUAUAUCUGGAUGAAGCAAGUGAGGCAGAGACCCAGCUGGAGUGGUGGGCUGAUAUUGAGAGAUCUCGACUCGGUUCGGCGUACUACCUCCUGCAAACCCUACCGCUACGUAUGUACGUCGUAGUAGAUACAACCAUACGUACUCUGCGAAGUCGAAAUCUUCCCUUGCAGCUUUCAUCAUUCUCACCAAGUUCGCUGCAGCAACUGUUUCCCUCCCGGAGCGUCCUCCGCCCACAUACGCUCACCCUUGCUCUGUUUCCCCACCUCCGUCAUGAACCAUACCCCGCUUCACUCUUCACCUACUCCCGCGCGAAGCCUAAUGUGACGUUCUCGUCUGAGCGUGUUCGAAUCGAGCCUGUCUUCCGAUGGCUCCAUGUAAUGUGCUCCCGGCUGUCGCAGUCUUUCUACAAAAUUGUGACGUUGCCGGUAGAGUUGUCGCGACACGAAUGCAGGUACAAGCUCAAGAUGCUCGAGGACAUACGUGACGAUAGGGCUUCUGUCCUAGGCAGCCUUUUGGAGCUUCGGGGCGACCUGAGCAAGGUUGCUGAGACGACUACUAUGGCGGAUCGCACGGAGCUGCUUCGGUCUUUCGUUGGUACGUUUCGCGUUGCCGUGGAUCGCGGGCAAUGGGAUGUUGCAAACGAAGUCCUGGGCCCGACCGAGUUUUCCUUCCUCCUAGCCGACUCUAUCCUGCCCCAGCAUAUAACCUCGCACGAUGAACAAGUUUCGAAGCAUGGCUUGCGCAAACCCUCUCGACUCACGCGUUAUUGGCCGAGACUCGUGUUCCUCCCACCCUUGGCUCUUUUCGGCAUUCGCUGGCUCUACCACUCGCGGGAUUCCUUGGAGCAGACCACCGUCUAUGUGGUUGAAACCUUGAAGUCAUUCUGGAACGACUGGCUCUUGGGGCCAUUGAAAGAGGUCGUCAAGACUGUCCGUGCCGGCUCCGAUGAGGGUGUCAUUAUCACCAAGGAGAGUGUGAACGCCGAUUUGGAGUCUCUUGAACGGAUGGCACUUGCGCUUGCUAGAGAAAAGCUCAAUUACACCCCAGAACAAAUGACCGCUCUGUCUCAACAGGUCCGCCACGGCGACCUUACAUCCGUCAUGCGGAUCUAUGAGGAUGACAUUCGGAGCCCGCUCAAGUCCGCGAUUGGAGGUACAUUAUUGAGGACUCUCCUGGUGCAGGUUCAGAAGGCGAAAGUUGACAUCGACCAAGCUCUGUCGGGUAUUGAUAAACUGCUCAAGUCGCAAGAGCUCACGUUUGCGUUCGUCGGCGUAGCCCCUGCUAUGACUCUUGUCUAUAUCACCGGACAAUAUCUCAAAACUCUCUGGUCUGGCAGUAAGGGCAGGGGGCGCUACGGCGGCGGCAGGCGCAGGGCCCGUGUCUGGAGCAUGAUGAGACGCAUCGAAAGGCUGCUCUUGUCCUCUUCUAUCUCGCAAACGGACACUGGAUACCAUGCAAUCGACUCGCGGACUUCUGGUCUUCUUUUGCUCCUGACAACUCGCCUGCGGUCGUAUGCAGAGAUAUGUUUGCCAACCAACUCGAGGCUGCGCGCUGGAUUCCUAGACGAUGUAUCCGACCUCGAAAACUCAGCCCUUGGACGGAACGAGAAGCUACGAAUCGUGGACAGGAUGUGGAACUCGUGGGGGAACCAGCUUGGAUGGUACGAUAUGGGCAAAGAGUAGCCACGAGACACAUUCGACGGUAGCUAGCAACUUUCGUGUUGAGCUUUCGGGACCAUACUAUCUAUGUGGAUUCACGCUCGACGAAUUUAUGAGAUCUGAGAGCUAGCCAUCGCAUUGCACAUUCUACUGUAUUACACUUGGACGACCUGAUAUUUGCAAACACAUCCAUCCCUGCCCCGCCUGCACGAGCUCCCUUAAUCAAGCUCCUCCAGGCUGCGCGCCAGAAGCUCACUGAGGAAAUCCAUCCGCUUGCUGCGCAAUGAGUGCUCGGU
Phanerochaete carnosa HHB-10118-sp is the source of this 2324-nucleotide messenger RNA. RefSeq lists its product as uncharacterized. Gene Ontology annotation, cellular component: mitochondrial outer membrane. The record is from RefSeq and is a predicted model, not a curated record. NCBI's taxonomy places the organism in Eukaryota, Fungi, Basidiomycota, Agaricomycetes, Polyporales, Phanerochaetaceae. The transcript is spliced from 5 exons. Bases 73 to 2052 code for a protein of 659 amino acids.